GGUCUUGAAUUUCUACUUUUCAACCGGAAGCGAAAUGAACCGAAGGGAGCUUCAGAAUCUCGAACUCUCGAAUUCCUAAACUACCGAUUGAGAGCCAGAGCUUGCAGUGCAGAACAGAAAGCUUCCUUUCUGCCGCUGUUUCUGAAGGUAGCGUCAUGGAGCAUCACCAACAAACGCUGUGGGGGCAUCUGCCCUUGCUCGUGAGGGCCAACUCGAAGGAGUCGGUUGAGCACAUUCUUCAGGCCCUUUGGAGGACCCGCAAGACGGGCCUCGACGGCGCCGACCGCGAAAUCAUCCGAGCAAUGCUCCAGCUCGACAACGACUCCGACCUCGAUCCUCUUUUGGUGUGCCUUCGCAUGCUAAUCCGCAGGUGUGUAUAUGAGAAUAUCAAUAAGGAAGACAUUCAGAAAUUGUUUCCCAGUGAGGUCCUUCCUGAAUUACAGAGAUUAUUGACACUUCUGCUGCAAAAGUUCCAAAGGGAAUGGCAAGAAGAUGUACAGAAGGACCAGGUAACCUUACCUCGCUUAAAGGCUAUGACAUGGAAGGUGGAAAACCAAGAGACAGAGUUGACAGAUCCUGUUGCAGUUAUCAACUUGAAGCUUCAAAAUGAUGGAGAGUCCAACGCUGUAGACAUGGAUGUGAAAUUUCAGUUGUCUAAAGAUACCCUGGAUACCAUGUUGAAGUCAAUGUACUGUAUAAGAGACCAGUUAUCUGAUAAUGUUGAAACAUCAAACAGAAAUGCAUAAAAGGAGACAGAUAUGGUUUGAGAUUAGAUCAUGCCGUACUCGAAAUCCACAAUCAUCCCUGAAACACAUCCUCAAACCCCAACAACUCGAAUCACCGGCCGGUGUUUGUGACGAAGACGAGCUUCAUAAGAGGUGGAAGACUGCAAAAUCAGAGGUAGGCUGCGUGGGUGUGGGCCGCCUCUGCAAAAUCAGAGGUGGCAUUGCGGCUGCCGCCGACUACCACCAUCACGGCUGCAGUCACCCUUGAAGGCCCCGAACCCCUCAAGGGCAGUCGCCACCGGCGGGUAUGACCGCUUCCCCAGCGAUCUCUGACCACUUCCCCGGCCAUCUCUGAUUCUCCAAUUGUGUGUGUAUGUGUGUGUGUGUGUGUUUAUGCGUAUAUAUCUGUGCCUGUGUAUGUAUAUGUGUGUGUGUGUGUUUAUGCGUAUAUAUCUGUGCCUGUGUAUGUAUAUAUGUGUGUGUUUGUGUAUGCGUUUGGAUGCAUCACCAUUAUUCUUCUACUCCAUGGCUGUAUUUCCAUUCAUUUUUUGUCUUCGCCAUAUCGUAUCUGGUGUUUUUGAUUGUAUCUGGUGUUCUUGGCUGCAUCGUCUCUGACGUGAAUAGACAGUUGCAUAUGGCGGCUGGCGGGCAGUUCAUUGAGGGAGAAAGUGGCUGCAAUAGUGAGGGUAAAAUUGGGUUUUUAAACGAGGGUAUUUCAGAUAUAUUGAAAGGUGGGUGUGGUGAGCAAAAUAGGUGGCUGCAAGUAGAAUUUUCCCCUAAUUUUUCCUUACUUUUCAAGCUAAAUGUUCAGUUUUGUGCCCGUCCAUGCAGAUUGAGAUCGAAUUUCUUGAACUCGGUCCCUGUUGUUGACUCAUGGAAGAAAACCGGGCCAACUCAAAUCAGCACCAUAUUUGAUCUGUUCAUCAUCGUAUUAGAGCUGAAAAUGGGUAUUCUUCUGUCUCCUCCUUGCUAUAGCUUGUCACCGGCAACAUAUGUAGUUCAAUAGCAGGGCAUAACAACUGGUAUAAGGCUCCGUUGCUGUGCUUCUGAUUCUAUGAGAAAUUCUUGUUCUUUUCAGAAUUGCUUGAAAAUGUGCCUUAAUUUUAAUUUCGCGAUCAUUAUCAUUACAUUGGUGAAACUAAAUGUUAAGAGUAGUCAUUUUGACACAUACUUCUUAUUCCCUGUCACUUCCUUCCUUUGUUCCGUCUAUUGCGCCUGGCCUUGUGGGUUCUCAGUUCUUAUUUGAUAUCACUGUGGUACAUUAAGUUUUUACUUUUAUU
Messenger RNA from Diospyros lotus (date-plum), 2005 nucleotides. RefSeq lists its product as uncharacterized. The transcript is spliced from 6 exons. Lineage: Eukaryota; Viridiplantae; Streptophyta; Magnoliopsida; Ericales; Ebenaceae. The coding region runs from base 156 to 746 and encodes 196 amino acids. The record is from RefSeq and is a predicted model, not a curated record.